Messenger RNA from Pocillopora verrucosa, 6670 nucleotides. RefSeq names its product A.superbus venom factor 1. Gene Ontology annotation, cellular component: extracellular region. NCBI's taxonomy places the organism in Eukaryota, Metazoa, Cnidaria, Anthozoa, Scleractinia, Pocilloporidae. Gene Ontology annotation, molecular function: protein binding; endopeptidase inhibitor activity. The record is from RefSeq and is a predicted model, not a curated record.
UUCAUUAUUCCAAAGCUUUGCUACAAGGAUGGCGGAGCUUCUCGGCGCAAUGCUGCGAAUAACAGUACUUCUGCUUGCGUUGGGUUGUGUAGCAGCCAAAAGGUUUUCUAUAAUGGCUCCCAAUAUGUUUCACAUUGGUGUCCAGGAGAAGGUAUCAGUGACGGUGUUCGACGCACCGCAACCGGUGACAGUGAAGUUAUACUUACAAGACUAUCCACAUAGACAAAAGACAUUCUCAGAAGUGCAAGGAGUUGCGACAAACGAUAAAAGCAUUUUUCUUCCCAUAAAGGUGGACCCACAGGACCUUUCAGAUCCCAGUUCCGUAGAUAAACAGUAUAUUUAUUUGAUUGCAAAGUCAGAUGAUGGCCACUUUCAGUUUCACAAAGAAGCGAAGAUUCUUUUGAGUUACAAAGACGGGGUGGUAUUCAUACAGACUGACAAACCCGUCUACACACCAAGACAGAGUGUGAAAAUCAGAGUGAUGCCGCUUGAGUUUGACAUGAAGCCAUCAAGGAGGAAGAUUACCGUAGUAGUCAUGAAUCCACAGGGUGUCCGUGUACAACAGUGGAAAGACUUGGACACCACUACAGGUAUCAUAUCAAAAAGGCUCGAACUGGGCGACUUUAUACUCCAUGGUAAUUGGACCAUAACAGCCGUUUACGGUCACCAGAACAUCCACAACACUUCUGUGCAGUUUGAAGUUAAAGAAUAUGUGCUCCCCAAGUUUUCAGUGAAAGUCUCAGUGCCACCUUACAUACUGAAAACAGACGAUGCAUUCGGGAUCAAUAUUACUGCAAGGUACACUUAUGGGAAACCUGUUCUCGGAAGUGCUACAUAUUCUUUGUUUAUUGAGGGUGUUGAUGGUCAAACUAUAAAGUUUGAUGCGCAAACCAUUAUACUUCACAGCAGUGGAGUUACUACCGUCCCACGACGGAUCCAGAUGAUUCGAGACCUUCCUGGGAAUAUCUGGUUCCCGUUGAAAGCCAGACUUCUGGUUCAGGUUGAUGUUGUUGAGGCGGUGACUGGUAACAAGGCAACUGUUGAGGAUAGAACAUGCCAAUUUACAUCAAGCCCUUACCGCAUUGCCUUUAAGAACACACCAAGAUAUUUUAAACCAGGAUUGCGGUAUGUAGUGAAGGCUGUUGUUACCUAUCCCAACACAAAGCCAGCUAAGAAUGUUCCAAUGCUGAUUUCUGCCAAAGGGAAACAGGGAAAUAACGAAAUCGAUUUGAAGAGAGAGGAUCGAGACCCCAAUGUGGUAGACUUGACAGAUGAAAAUGGAGAGGUUGAGUUUGUAGUGGAUGCUUGUUCAAACUGUGCGGAAAUUAAUAUUAAGGUUAAAACGGACAAUCAGAACCUAACUCCUCAACAGAAUGCAGUCGCCAGGUUGAUUGUGAACCCAUUUGACGCAGAAAAUGGACCGCUGAUUAUGGUUCGUCAGCUGACACAUGGAAAGGUUGGCCGUAAAAUACAGUGUGAAAGUUAUCGAAGCCGCAACGACGCUGCAGCCAAACUUUCGUUUGCGGUUGUGUCUCGAGGACGAAUUAUUUCUCACAACACAACAGACAACUUUGACGGAAUGUUUAAAAGUUGGUCGUUCCGUGUCACUUCUGAAAUGUCACCAUCAGCACGUUUGAUUGGUUAUUACAUUGACAGCAACGAACGCGUUGUAGCUGACAGCAUUUUGCUCAGAAUUGAUGACAAACUUCCAACCGAGGUCGAAUUUCCAGAUUCGUGGCAACAGCAGGCCGAUGGGUCCUUCGUGCAGCUCAACGAAGUGAAAAAAGACCCUGGAAGACAUUACCAACUGGAAGUCAGGGCCCCACAAGGGACACGUCUGGGUCUUCUGAGUGUGGACCAAAGUGUGUACCUGUUGAGAAACGAGAACAGACUUACUAAGGACAGGAUUUUUAAGACCAUAGAGGGACUUGAUCUUGGUUGUGGUGUAGGAGGAGGACGGAACAACAAAGACAUUUUUAAGAAUGCUGGUGUUGUCCUGAUGACUGAAAACUUUGUGAGUGACGGGAGAGAAGAUUACGGCUGCGAGCACAAUAAUGCUCGGAAAAAGAGGAGUGCAAGCAAAGAAGAUUGCAAAGCAUACUGUAAAAUGGGUGAAAAGCCAGACGAGGAAGGGAGAAGCUGUGCAAGGCGCUACAUAGACGACACUACAUUUGCUUCGCCCUCUUGUAGGACAACGUUCUGGCGAUGCUGUAAAAAAGCUUUUGGUGCAGAAGAUUCUGCACUUCUGGCAAGAAAUCUGGACCUCGGUGAUGACUUUGGUCCAAGUGAAGAAGAAAUCCUCUCUCAAACACAAGUCAGAUCUUUUUUCCCGGAAACCUGGAUCUACGACGAGAAAGUUGUUGGCCCGGAUGGAUUGGUUCAGAUGGGUGUCACCAUACCCGACACCAUUACCACGUGGGUCAUGCAGGCCGUGGCAAUCAACAAUAGAACCGGACUGGGUCUAGCCACGCCUCUCAGGAUUCUGGCAUGGCGUCCAAUAUUUCUCUCUCUGAAGUUCCCAUAUUCAGUCAAAAGAGGAGAGCAAAUAUCCAUCCUGGCAACAGUGUUCAACUACCAUGAUCAAGAGCUGAGGGCAAAAAUUUACCUCCAGGGUGACAAAGAUUUUUGCUCGAUUGCUGCUGAUGGCAAAAAAGCUCAGAUUGGUAUCGUUGAUAUUCCGCCCGGCAAUGCUCGCUCGGUUGCUGUGCCAAUUGUUCCUAAAAGAAUUGGAGAAAUCUCAAUUGAGGUCUCAGUCAUACUAGCAGGUGAUGUUGGUGGAGCAAUGAUGAACCAAGCUGGAGAUUCUGUGAGAAGAAAACUUUACGUUGUGCCGGAAGGAAAGGAAACUCGAAAAACACAGUCUUUCGUAUUGGAUCCAAAAGGAAACCUAAACGAUGGUCCUAAAAAUGGAGAUCAAAAGCAAAACAAACCAACUGCCGCACCCUUCCAGAGACAAUCGCGAGUGGAUGGCAACGGUCAGCAUGACAUUAUCAAGUUGGAGUUUCCAGAGAAAGCCAUUCCUGGUUCAGUCGGUGCAGUAGUUUAUGUGACAGGGAACCUUCUUGGUCCAGUCGUCAACACUACCAUUGAGGGUGGUCUGGAGAGAUUUAUCAGACAACCUACUGGUUGUGGGGAGCAAAAUAUGAUAAGGCUUGCACCGAACGUCUACGUUUUAAAAUAUCUGAUGAACACCAAUCAGCUGACUGGAGCAAACGAAGCAAAUGCGUUUCGAUUCAUUCAAUCAGGCUAUGAAAGAGAACUGAACUAUCGUCGAGGUGAUAUGUCGUUCAGCGCAUUUGGAAACAGCCGACCUGGAAGUACAUGGCUGACCGCAUUUGUAAUGAGAGUAUUCUGCGAGGCUCAGCAGUUUGCAGGAGUCAACAUUGAUGAAGGAAUGGUUUGUCGGUCUGUUGAAUGGCUGAUGAAUAACCAACGAGGAGAUGGGGCUUUGCCCGAAGUCAACGCAGUCAUUCACAGAGAGAUGGUCGGAGGUGUUUACACGGAAGGAGAUGUUGCCAUGACAGCUUUUGUUUUAACUGCCCUCGCGGAAUGCAAAUGCUCAGGAGCGGCCUCAAAAGCCUCUAUACUUCGCGCGACAGAUUACUUGGAGAAGCAGUACAAAAACCUGAACAGACCUUACAGUAUGUCUCUCACAGCAUAUGCUUUGGCAUUGGUAAAUAGCAAAGAAAAAAUCAACGCCAACGACCGCCUAGUACAAAGGGCUAUAUAUGACAAUGCUAAAAAGUCACGUUACUGGAACACUGGUGGCAAUGCGUUGGAUGUGGAGACCGCUGGUUACGCGCUGAUGACUCAAGUUCUCCUCGGACGCACAGGUUAUGCAGGUCCUAUUGUGACGUAUAUGACCAGUCAAAGGCAGGGCGGUGUUGGAUUCGUGUCUACUCAGGAUACAGUGGUAGCUCUUCAAGCUUUAGCUAUGUACAGUGAAGAGACCGCCGGUAACAACUUGGAUCUGAGAGUGAAAUUGUCAUCAGUAAUGGAUGGAAACUGGAAACCACCGCCGGUACACAUCACGCCAGAUAACGCACUGCUGCGGAGACAAUUCGAUAUCAAGCAUCUCCUUGGGGGAGAUCUCUUUGUCGACACUCAAGGAACCGGUGUAGGAAUGCUGGAGGUUGAAGUUCGUUACAACGUUCCGUCGACUCGCGGCGAGAGUUGUAAGUUUGACCUAAACAUCACAGUGAAAGAAAUCAAAGAACCUAAAGUGGGCAAUUUGUUUGGCCCUGUGGAAGAUGAACCUGAUGAUGAUAAUGAGAAAGGAAAAAAGAACGACAAGGGAGGAAUGAUUCGGUGCAAGAAAUUAAAAGGCAAGAAAGCGAAAAGAAAAUGCAGAAAAGAGGAGAAAGAAAAGCAAAAGAAGAAGAAUAAGAACAAGAGUAAUAAAAACAAAAGGCCUCCGCCUAAACAUCAGCCCGUGAAGAGCAUUCACUUAAAAGUUUGUACUAGGUACAAAGAGAAAGGUAAUAUCGGAAUGUCUAUAAUGGAUAUUGGAAUUUUGACAGGAUUUAAACCCGAUCAGAUCUCACUGAAUAAGUUGCAGGAUAUAGCUGAAGUGGAUAAGCUUGAGGUCUCACACACCUCACUGGUUGUUUACCUCAGUGAGAUUCGCAGUGACCGUCCUCUGUGUGUAGAUGUUCGGUUUGAUAAAGAAUAUUAUGUGGGAGUCGUGCAAGCGGUACCGGUGAAUGUAUACGACUACUACGAACCAGAUCAAUCCUGCAGCAAAUUUUAUGGACCUGACAAGCACAGCCCGUUGAAGUUGGGAGUUUGUGAAGUUGGCUCAAGAUCGUGCAAAUGCACCCAAGAUGAAUGUGCUCAAAGAGAUCCUCCUAUUGGUGAUGUGGACAAGCUGAUUAAUUUAGCUUGUGACAAUUACAAUUACGUUAUAAAAGGAAAGGUUCUGCUGAUCGAUGAAGACGGAAGUAUGCUAAACUACGUUGUCGAGGUUUUGCAAGUUAUUCAACAAGGCCACAAGAACUUAAAGGUUAGACAGAGGAUCGAACUCAAGAAACGUGGAUCGUGCCAGAGUCCCGAUAUGAAGGAAAAUACAGCGUACUUGAUCAUGGGAUUGGAUAAAGGGGGCAGGUACCAGCUGGACAAGACUGCGUUUGUUAAACUGUGGCCAGAGAAACGUGAUCUCAACAAGGAUAUUUUGGAGGAGUUUGCUCAGAGAUAUGUCUGCCCUUAGUCUUUUGAACGAUUAUUGCCCAUUUGAUUAGUUUCGUCUACAUUUUGCUAACUUGCUAAAUAAAGACAUUUUAUCAUUUCCAAAUUGCUGUAAGCAGCCCAAAAGUAGAAGAUUACUUGCUCCAGUUGCCUUAUGUUUUUUGUAGACUAGAUACGUUUCUUGCUGUGUUAGCAAGUGAGUUAUUUUUAAGCAUUAAAAAAACCUUCAAAGGCAUGCGUAGUUUUUAUUUCGUUAUGAAGACUAACAGAUAAUUUGGCAUAAUUCAUGUUAAUUUAAAUACAUCCUGAAGGAAUUCACAUCGAAGAAAAAUACAAUGAGUUUCAAAAUUGUUUGUUAAGAAGAAGUCUAGAAAAAUCAAACAAACAAACGAACUAAAAAGAAAGAAAAAGAAAUCAACUUGGACAAUAUCUGGUUGAUCAAUAACACAUAUAUUAAUUAAGGAAAGUGUCAGUUUAUUCAUGUUUAAUAAACUAAAUGCAUUAAUUCUUACCAUCGUGGAUUUUGUCUUAUCAGAAGCCAUAGACACAAAAAGGGGCCCAAGGGUUUUUAUUUUUUUUCGGUCAUCUUGCCUAGAGCUAAGAGCAAACGAUUCAUCCAGUUUGUUAGUUGGAUUUCGACCAAUAACUUCAGAGCACUAUAUUUUUUCUUAGUUACUGAGAGCGUCGUUUUCUUUCUCGAUAAUUUCAAUUUCUAACAUACAGGCAUUUUCUUGGGGGUAAUUUUCUUUGUCAGGGUAAUUCAGUGUACGGGUUAAGUCCCUCAAUUAUUCAUUUUCCCCCUUCCUUUUUCGAAAUGUCAACAGCCCCUUUAGAGCUAACCUGCAGAUAUGAUGGCAUGCGCUCGAGGAAAAAAUGGAAAUAGAUUGAUGGGCUACCUUUUCCCGAAAGAUUUCCAGGAAACAUUAAAAAGCACCUUAUAGCGGCCACUAAAUAAGUUAUAAAAUUAGGUUGACAAGGUGAUGUCUUUAAGUAUAAUGAAUAAACUUUUCUGGAAUAACGAAAUGCUGCUACACGUUAUUAUGCAGCUGUUUCGAGAAAGGUCGGAAAAAAAACCGUAAAAAUGCACGCAACAUCUCGAAAGGUAUUGUGAGUAGUUUUCAGGUCCUCAGGUUUCAAGGCAAACCUGAAAAAAAGCCAGUAAGGACGAGGCAUUGCGGGUUGAUAAAUUUAUUUACUUAUUUAUUUGUUUGACUUGUUAAAAUUUAUUGAUUACUGUAUACUCAGAUUACCCCUCGAGAUUGUUCCGUGCUCCUUUGUCCUUUUUUUCUGACAACCUUUCUCGGAACAGCUGUAUACCGAAAAGUUAGCCUUUGACUGGUCGCUUUUAUAGGGCGAUGUAGGAACGUUUGGCAAGUGUGUUCUUCCAUUAGCUGUCAUCAGAAGCCUGUUAUUAGGUUGUGUGCUUUUGCUACAGAUUUCACUUCAAUGUCAGCCGAAAAAACAAAUAAAAAUGACUACGAAUCAA